Messenger RNA from Drosophila navojoa, 2768 nucleotides. RefSeq lists its product as uncharacterized. Lineage: Eukaryota; Metazoa; Arthropoda; Insecta; Diptera; Drosophilidae. The record is from RefSeq and is a predicted model, not a curated record.
AAAGCGAACAAUCAGUACGAAUAGUUUAACAGGUGGAAUAAGCAGCCCCUUAACGAACCCAUUUGAUAACGAAACUAAGAAGGAGCCACGGCAUGCUAGUUGCACAAUUCAAGGCAGCCGCUGUCUGCCUUUGCCUGGGGUUGCUCAUGGCUAUAGGCUCAGUGCAAGCACAGGAGAAUGCCCAACUACAGAUCCCACCCUCACUGAUCGAAUGCUAUAAUACGUCGUAUUUCAUGAACCGAGACAACCGCCUACCAUCCAACAUGGACACUUUGAUCUCUCUCAUUGAGAAGGUCGAGCAGAGCUAUACGGCGACGGGGUAUCAGGUGGACAUUCGCACCCUAGCCGUGGCCUUGCUGCAUCGCUUUCGCCAGGACGGCAUCAGACGAGCACCGGGUGUUACUCCCGUGAGUGGGGUUAUACCCUACAGUCCGACGGGCUUCCAGUUUCCCAAACUACGAAUUUUGCUAUCUAGCCUGCUACCCGGCAAUGCAAAUAACUUUCCGAACAGCUCGCUGACCAGCACGGAGCGCUGUUCCUUGCACUUCAUGCUCUCCAGCACUUUCGAUACGAGGCAGCGAGGCGAUGAGAAUACCGUGUGCGGACAGCUCUCUCAGUACCGCGCUCAGCGCUUGCCGCGCGCUCUCAAAAAAGAUGCCAGCAGCAAUUUCCUUGGGGAUGCCGAGUGGCUAGAUAUCAGACCGAAACGUACGCGUACUGGUUCCAACUAUGUGCAGAUGGGCGAGCUGGACUACGAAACGGAUUGGGCCUAUGCGGGCACCGAGGGUCAAAGUCAGUGUCCUGUGGAAGACGGAGUCGUGCGCACGCCAUGGGGCACCGUCUCUGCGGGCAGUCUAAUAGCAGGUGUCGCAACAGGACUGCAGCAGCAAAAUGUCCCGGUGAAUACCCUGCUGCAACUCGCCAGACGUGGCCGCACUCAGUCUCAAACGGGUACCUCUUACGUAGACAAUCGCUGGGCAGCGACGCUUGCGGGCGAUCUGGCUGAGGUGACGCUCGUCCAGGUGCCAGUUUCGCCUAAUAAUGUAGCCACAGUGGGCGCCACAGGUGGUUGGAAUGAUACAGUGCUACCGCACUGGUAUUUCCUGUCGCAGCGAAACAAUUUGGAGGCAACCGAUGCCGAGAUUCGUGGUGGCCUUGACGGCCUCAUCAUAGCCAAGAACAUUAACAGUUGGCGCACCCAGGCGUCCAGCUUGAAGCUCUCGCAGUUGCUGCGCAUGUACUACUCCUCGACUGGCGUGUUGAGCUCUGGUAUCCAGGCCUGCAGUCGCCAGCAGCAGUUCCCCAAUGUAGCGCCCACAGCCGAAAUGCAGGCACAGACGAGCGCCUUUGCCCAGGUACUCGAUAAGGGAAUGCAGCUGCGCGUAACCAUUCAGCCGCCAGCGAUUGCGCAAUUCGCUCAAACGGCGUCCCUCUCGCUUGUCACCUAUGUGCCUCAAUCUUUGAACGAUGUCUCCUGCACCGCCAGCAACACUCAGGAUCUGUCGGAUAUUAUCACACCCAUGACCAAUUUGUUCGUAUUCCUGGACACUACUUGGCAGUACAGUGCUAUUGCGGAUUACGUAGCAUACGUACUGCAGCAGCUGAACAUACAUCCCUAUGCCAGUUCUGUGACCUUGUUAUCUGCCUUUGAUGGCUCGAUUAUAGUGAACACCACGAACUAUGUGACUGAUGUUUACCAACAAUGGAAUGCCACUGUACAGUCGAAUUUACAACAAGGCUUCAAUCUACCGACUGUUCUUCGCACGAUUCAAAACCUGACCCAAACGCUUUUGAAUGGCGAGCAGACCAACUCGAGCGUUGGCGGUCGCUCCUUGGUGGCACUGAUAAUACCGAAUCAAGCGAACGUGAACGACGGCGAUUCGAACUACGCGACAACUGAACUGCAGUACAUAUAUGAGCAGAUCCCCGAUCUGCGCUUCAUCUACUAUGGUGGUGGCAAUAUUCAGCGCUUCUCUAACUUUGUGCGGGACCCGACGAAGGAUCUGUUCUCUCUGAUGACGGGCAGCACCGUGGCCACAUCGGCUGGACCCGUGGCCAGGCGUAUAGUGAAGAUACCUCGUCGUAUUAUCAACCCGCGGUGUGGCUCUAUGUGGUAUACCACAAGUUGGGGCACUGACCAGAUGUACCAAUACGUGCGUCCCGGUAAAAUUAACUUUUAUCGCGUUGCAUCCAACUAUUUCUUCGGAACUGGCACCAACCGUGUGGUGACCAUUCAGUCCCAGAACGGAGGCGCCUUUACCAUCUGUUCGUCGCGCACCUACGAGUGGCCACAGCAGAACUCCAGCAGCUCCACCAACAACGGCGUGGAUCAGAGCUGCGUGCAGAUCAACGGCAACAGCUACUCGUAUGAUUUGUCGAAUGCCUGCGGUGGCUACUACACUAUCACACAGUGUCCACCUCUCUACUUGUCUGUCCAGCCGGGCUCUCUGAAUACUACGUCCUGUACGCAGGAUGCCUGCCAGACGCCAGAUGAAUGGCGCUACAUCGUUGCCUCGGUCAACAUGGGCUGCUACAGCGGGGUUUCCGGCCUGGCCGCGAGUCUGCUGACCAUUUUGUUGGCGUUGGUAUUGCAGCGCUCUCUGCAGUAGUCGGCACGCAUAGUUGCCCACAUAAAAGUUCAAAUUACUACACAACACAUCUGUAUGUAUGGCCCACCAUAACCCUCCCUUAUUAUCGUAAUUUUUUUAUUUAAGUUAUAAGUUCCAGUGAGAAAUUCGCAAAUAAAGUCUACCCACUAGAACUAAAAA